AUGAAUGUUGAGCAUUCCUGGCUAGCAAAGGUAUGCAAAUUUCAGGCAUCAAAGCAUGAGGGAUAUUUGGAUGAGGAAAAGGAAAUGAUCAAUCGCGGCCUGAAGAAUGCCAAAAAACUGGUCGGCUGGUAUAAUGAGCGAUUGCGAAGCCUACAAAAACGAGCCAAUCUACUGGCGAGGGGACUGGUGGCUGUGGAUUCGGCAGUCCACGAACAAAAGUUGAAUUAUUUGCGUGCACAUAUUGCUGAGCUUAAUAGGCGAAUAACGUCACUUUUGGAGAGCAGCGAGCGCGGAUUUCCGAGCUACUCCAAUUUGCAGGUUCCGCUUUCCCCUUUCUGGAGGGCAGGCGUUCGAGUAGGAUGGAUAUCAUGGACAACAGCUAGAGCCAAAAGGCUCAUGACAGAAAAGCUUGGCACAGCUAUUCUCGAUAUAACUGCACCUCUGCGAAAUCGAAGGACUCAUAAUGUGAGGACACAAAUGCCUCAGCCGUCCGAUGACCGAACUCAGUAUUAUCAGCGGCAAAAUAUUAAGCUUUGUCAGGUGAUACUUAUGCUUAAUGCCAUUUUUCCCUGCUUUUGUACAAAAUUAUUAUCUUGA
Molecule: messenger RNA, 597 nt
Organism: Gongylonema pulchrum
Lineage: Eukaryota; Metazoa; Nematoda; Chromadorea; Rhabditida; Gongylonematidae
Source: the annotation of a GenBank genome assembly